GCUCAAACGAUCGACAAGACUCAUCUCGACCUUUGGCUUCGCUUCCCAUUGUCUUGGAACUCCAUCGAUAUCGCGGCUAAAGCAAGGGGGAUAUGUUGGGCAUCACCAACAGACGAGCAUCCGCUUGGCUAAUUCGGGACGGAUGAACCACCGGACCUCUGGUUUGAUUGCUCCGUAGCCUUAUGGAGAAUCUUGCCAGAGAAACAAUCCCAGACCCGCCCUAUCGCGGCAUCCGAGAAACGACUUUCCGGCAUCAGCUCUGCACUGACUGGGCCAUGCGGAUCCUCUGGAAGUUUCGGGCACCUUGCGAACAGACACAGGAUCAAGGCUAGGCCGGCCAAGAUGCUACCUGUCAUCCAGAGACACUGCAGCGCUUUCGCCACGGCGUUCAUCAUGUGCUCGUGCUGGCCAAGGCCUCCAUGUUCGACAGAGGCUUUGAUCAUCUUCAAGGUAUUGCUGAUCUGACCUGUGUUGAGGCCUAGCUUUCCGAGCUCUUUUUCCAGUUGAACGGAGAAGACCGCGAUACCAAUUGCUAUUCCCAUGCAUUGGCCCAUCGUUCGAAGCAGAUAGAUCAUGCUGAUUGCAUGUCCAGCAUCCUCCUCUCGGACUGUGGCUUGCACACCAAUGUUCAUGACUGGAAUAAGCAGGCCCAUUGCGAUACCCAGGAACAGGGUCAUGACCAAGAUCACCCACGUCGGGGUGUCCUUGUCAAGAAUUGUCAUAACUCCAAACAUGGUGACCAUAAGAGUCCAACCACCAAGCAAGAAGCCCAUGUAUCGUCCUGUCUUGUAUGCCACAAUCCCUACGACCGCCGCCAUAGGGGCAACAAUAACAGUAGCCGGAAGUGCCCAUACACCAGCCAUAAGCGGUGUCUGGCCUUUGAUGCCAAGAAAGUACACCGCAAGAUAAUAUAGAACCAUCCACAUGAGACUGCCGUGGAUAGUCGCACUGGCAAACUGGAGGACUGUCGAUCGAUGACGGAACAAACUCUUUCGAAACAUGGGCUUUUUGGUCGUCUUCUCGUAAAGUCCCAGCCCUAGGAACGCGAGGAACGAAACGAUUAGAGGAACGAUUACUGCCGAAGAAUUCCCACCCAGUCGAGGUUCUUGAUGAGACGCAGGUUUCGCUUCCCUUUGUCAUAUCCUAGGAGAAACAUGGCUCCUAUCAGGCUACCUCCGAGCAAUGGAAGGGUGCACCAAAAGAUCCAUCUCUGCGACGAUUAGCAUCGGAGCAUGUGGUAUGGCAAUAAGGGAUACAAACCCAUUGCGAAUCUUUAUUCUGAACAACAGCUCCUCCAAUUAUGGGUCCAGCAAUAGUUCCUAAAGCCCAAGAGACAUGUUGAUACGACAUCCACCGCGAACGUUCACGGAUCGUGAACAUAUCGGCGUGGAUUAUACCCGACAAUGCCUGAGGCCCUCCUGACCCUACUCCUUGCACAGCUCGACCUGUAAGAAGCAUUAUGCUGCUUUCCGCAGAGCCGCAGAGCACCGUUCCGGCGAUAAAUACGAUGAGGGAUGCCACAUAUGCUGGCCUUCUGCCGACGACAUGUGCCAUUUCGGCAAAGAUGGGCUGGGCUAUGGCUGUUGCUAACAAGAACACGGAGCCCAUGCUCAGGCUUUCGGAAAAGGAUGCAUCCAGCUCUCUUGCAAGUGACUGGAUCUGUGUUGGUGGUGGCUUCACAACAAGGAGGGAGGGGUAAACCUACAGGAAGGACAACGCAGAUGCAGGUUGCAUCGAAUGACUGAACAAGAGAAACCGUAUUCAUCACAAUCAGGAUACUCAACUUUCGAGUGUGACUGAGCUCUAUUUUAUCUCCAUGUUGUUCUUGGACUUCGUCUUGGGUGGGAAGAGGUGCAGCGACCUCCUCGAUCUUUUCAGUCAUCGUGUUUGCCAUGAUUGAACAGUUGCAAGGAUGAAGGAAAUUCAAUUACGACAUCUCGCGCAAUACAUCUGGAGUUUAUAAACAGUUCAACCAGCCAAUACCUACAUGUCAAUAGCACGUAGAGUUUCGGGGCUUUUGUUUACCAAAGGUUAAAUCGGUAAACAAGGACAGGUGUUAUCACGGGGACGUUUGGGGUUCUUCAUCUUUACACACUCGACUUUAGAACUGCUCCUCAAAAGCCUUUUACUAUUCAUCAGAAGUAAUAGCCAUGGAACACCUUAACGGCCCAACGAUUCUUUCUGGAUUCCUAAUGUCCAGUGCUGUUUACUGGCAUGUUUACUACCUGGCUGAAUACCUCGUCCGCAAGUAUGCUCCAGCAGUCCACGAACGACUCAAGAACGAGGACGAAUUACGGAAGCUUAUGCCCCUCGUUAUCACGCUUGUUCGAAUGGCCUUUGGUCUCACUGUGGUUCUGCCAUCCUGUGUCCAAGCUGCGAGAACUACGCCAUGGGGAGUUGAUCAGCCCCUGAACAAUGCAGGGAAAGUCUGCGUCGUAUCACAGCUUGCAUUAUGGUCCAACGAGCUGCCUCAGACACGGUUCUUCUCUAUGGAACUCUUCGUACAUCAUAUUCUAUGUCUCCUUGCAACAGCCAACGUCAUUCUUUCUCCACCGAUACACCAGAUCAAACCCCUCUACAUCUACUUUGCGUCACAGCUUGGUGAUCUGGGGCCAGGAUCUGUCAUGAUACUACGAAUGGCUGGCUAUAAACUCAAAACUUCAAAGUUGUUGUACACCGUUUCCUUGGGAUCGACGCUGCUGUUGAUCUUGGGUCGUAUCGGGAGCGCUGUCUACACCCUCACCCACGCCCUCACUGACCCCUAUAACCUUGCCGACUGGGUAAGCGCCGUCGGAAUCUUAGUUUUUGGGUCCUACUCUACAUAUACUGCCUUUCAACACUUGAGACGCCUCGAGAUCAUCAGAGUUGAUCCCGUGAGGUACAAGGUCACCUACCUCUGCCAGUUCGCAGUGCCUAUAUCGCACUCGUUACUGGCAGUCGCCUGUAGCGCUACGCUUCUGUCAAGCUUGGUUCUGUAUGGAAUCUACCUUGGACGGCCCUUGAAUCCUGGCGAAACACAUCGACUGUCACUUCACGGCCUUAUUGCCGUUGCACUCGGCAUAACGGGAGCUUUGGUCGCAAGGCUCGCUUACCCGCAUAAUGCCUCCCGAUCUAAUCCAUGGGGGCGUUUGUACGUUCCGUUUGGCACGAUCUUGACAGUUGCAUGUAUAUCGCUCAUCAGCACUUUCACGAGUUAUAUGGACCACAACACAGUUAUGGCAUCGAUAGGGGUCAGCUUACCUCUGUUUUUCAGCCUUGCCAGGGUAGCUCAAUACUACGCAGCUAAGGAUGUAGAAGUAGCGCGUGAUGCGAAGCUAUUUCCAGGUGACAGCUUUGUAAGGAGACACGUUGAGAUUGCGCUUGAACAUGCUGUCAUAUUCGUCAUCCUUCUGGGGAUCUUGAUUGUCAACCUCCUGAGUCUCCCAGAGGCAGCCCGUCUUUCAAUUGCAGCAUGCCUUGUCGUGCAACUUCGAUAUCAUUGGGGCAUCACACCUCUAGCCGCUGCAGAUAUCCACGGGCUGGCAGGCACUUUUCUGGCUAUCGUACUCAUCGUGUUCGAGCCUGGCUUUAUUGCUUUUGCCACAACUGGAAGAUUCAUCCGCCUUGAAAGUGCCUGGUCCGCCAUUUUUCAGAACUAUCUGGUUCUAGGAGGAACUGUUAUGGCUGCUAUAUUUGUGCCUCGAUCCGGGACUGCGUCAAGGCCAUGUGAGACUAUGAAGAAGCCUUGCAGGUCAAAGAGGAUCCAUCCUAUCACUAUCGCCUUCGUCUUCUUCGGCAUUUUGCAGGCAAUAAUGAUUGCCAAGUACAUGACUUUCGAUAGGAAGACACCAGAGAUUUGUCCCGGUUUUGUGAACUUUAGAUCCAUCUUUUCAGACUUCUACACUUGGGUGGGCGCACUUCACAUGGCUUUAUUGCCUGUGGUUAUUUUACGGGGGUUGGAGUAA
Fusarium verticillioides 7600 is the source of this 3944-nucleotide messenger RNA. RefSeq lists its product as hypothetical. The coding region runs from base 2151 to 3944 and encodes 597 amino acids. NCBI's taxonomy places the organism in Eukaryota, Fungi, Ascomycota, Sordariomycetes, Hypocreales, Nectriaceae. The transcript is spliced from 2 exons. The record is from RefSeq and is a predicted model, not a curated record.